AUGACUACUUCUCCUACUACUCCUACUACUACUGUAACUGCUUCUGCUUCUACUACUCCUACUGCUACUGCUGCUGCUUCUAAUGGUACUGCUCCUACUCUUGUUUCUGCUACUGCUGAUGCUACUACUCCUACAACUGUUUCUAGUGCUCCUACUGAUACUGCUGCUAAUGCUAUUACUCCAAUUGCUGGUGCUCAUACUGCUCCUACAGCUACUCCUCCUACUCCUACUACUAAUAUUACUAAUACUACUUCUGCUACGACUGCUACUGCGACUACUUCUACGACUACUUCUUCUACUUCUACUACUGCUGCUACUGCUUCUGCUUCUAUCGUUGCAGCUUCUGCUGCUCCUACUGCUAAUGCUGCGGAUGCUACUACUCUUACUACUGUUUCUGCUACUGCUACGGCUACUGCUGCUGAUGCUACUACUGCUACUGCAGUUUCUAGCGCUCCUACUGCUACUGCCUCUGUUGCUAAUGAUAUUGCUCCAAUUGUUGUUGCUCAUAUUGGUUCUGCUGCUGCUCCUACUGCUACUACUAUUGCUACUGCAAUUUUUGCUGCUCUUACUGCAACUGCUGCUGCUCCUACUGCUAGUGCUGCUGCUUCUACUGCUACUCCUCCUCCGGCGGCUUUUACUACUGCUGCUACUACUGCUCCUCUAGCUGCUACUCUUAUUACUACUACUGCUACUACAGCUCCUGCUAUUGCUGCUACUACUGCACCUGUUACUGGUACUAAUGUUGUUACUCCAGCUACUACUACUGCUCCUACUUCUGCUACUAUUGUUGCUGCUUCUACUGCUCUUACUGCUGCUGCUCUUGCUAUUGCUGCUGCUGCUGCUCCUCCUCCUGCUGCAGCUACUUCUCUUAUUGAUGCUACUGCUACUACAACUAGUGUUGCUCCUACUGCUGCUCUUGCUGCUACUGCUACUUCUCCUUCUACUGUUUCUGCGACUGCUACUGUAACUGCUGCUGAUGCUACUACUCUUAUUGUUGUUUCUGGUGCUCCUACUGCUAAUGCUAAUUCUCCAAUUGUUGUUGCUCAUACUGGUUAUUCUGCUGCUGCUCCUACUGCUAUUACUGCUCCUACUUCUAUUUCUGUUGGCCCUACUGCUACUGAUUCUAUUGCACCUACUGUUGUUGCUCAUACUGGUACUGCUGCUGAUGCUCUUGCCGUUACUAUGGAUGCUUCUAUUGCUACUGCUCCUCCGGCAGCUUCUACUACUACUGCUGCUACUGCUCCUCCGGCUGCUACUCUUACUACUACUUCUACUACAACAGCUCCUUCCUACAGCUUGUACUACUGUUGCUACUACUAUCGAUGUGCUGCUGCUUCUACUGCUCCUACACCUACUACUCCUACUCCAACGACUACUACUACUGGUACUACUACUCCUACUGCUGCUACUACUACUACUGCUGCUACUUCUGCUACUACUACUACUGCUCUCACUGCUGCCACUACUGUUAUUGUUGCUGCUGCUGCCACUCCAACUGCUGCUCCAACUACUACUAUUACUACAACUACUGCUGCUACUACUGCCACUACUGCUGCUGCUACUACUGCGGCUACUUCUACGACUACUACUCCUACUGCUCCUACUAUUGCUGCUGCUUCCGGUGCUACUCCUACUUCAACUACUACUACUAUUUGUACUACUGCUCAAACUUCUGCUACUACUACUACUGCUCCUACAGCUCUUACUGCUACCGCUACUGCUGCUCUUGCUGGAUCUAGAGAACAAAGAGAACAGAGUGGGAAUCUGGAACUAUCAGUUGAUUCUGGUACUCCUACUCCAACUACUACUACUGCUGCUGCUGCAACUGCUGUUACGACUCCUACUCCUUCUACUACUGCUACUACUGCUGCUGCUAUUGCUACUAUUGCUCCUACUUUUGCUGCUUCUGCUGCUCACACUGCUACUGCUGCUGCUCCUACUGUUGUUGCUCAUACUCGUACUGCUGCUAUUGCUUCUACUGCUACAACUGAAAAGAACAUGCCUGGACUUUUCUCUGAUGCUAUUGAAUUCAAAGAUCUCGCAGUUUUGUGUGAUUCCAUCAACAUUGAUGAUGACGAGGAUGAUGUUAUUCAAGUAGAAUUCAAUGCAAACUUGCAGUAG
Humulus lupulus (European hop) is the source of this 2121-nucleotide messenger RNA. RefSeq lists its product as uncharacterized. Bases 1 to 2121 code for a protein of 706 amino acids. The transcript has 9 exons. The record is from RefSeq and is a predicted model, not a curated record. NCBI's taxonomy places the organism in Eukaryota, Viridiplantae, Streptophyta, Magnoliopsida, Rosales, Cannabaceae.